ACAAGACCAGUUCCUUUCCUAUCUGAACUGAAAACCCCGAAAACCCUAGAAUUUCAGAAUCUAAGAGUCAGAGAUUGAAAUUUAGAGAAGAAGCAAUGGAGUUCGACGAGUACGAUUACUUGGAGAAGACAGUGGAGGAGCAAGAAGAGAGAGACUCGACGAGGAAGAAGAAGGAGAGCAGCGACAAGAGCGAAAGGAGCUACAGGAAGCGCGAUGAGGUGGACGAUGUCGCCGAAGACAAGAGGAGCAAGAGGUCAAGGGGCGACGACGAGAAUGGCUCCAAGAAGGAUAAGAAUCGUGAUGAUCGCGACAAGGAGCGCCAUAGGAGUAGCAGAGACAGGGAAAGAGGUGAGAGGAGUAGCAGGGACAGAGAUAGAGACAGGGACAGAGACAGAGACAGAGACAAAGAGAAGGAUAGGAGAGACAGGGACAAAGAGAGGGAGAAGAGAGAAAGGGACAGAGACAGAGAGAGAAAGGAGAGAGAAAGGGAAGAGAUAGAGAGGUCCAGGAGGAGCAGGAGUCGUUCUGAGCGAGACAGAGAGAGAGAACGAGAUUUCGAAAUGAGAGAUGGCCGGAGAUAUAGGGAAAAGAAAGAGGCUGUGGAGCCUGAGGCAGAUCCAGAAAGGGAUCAGAGAACUGUUUUUGCCUACCAGAUGCCCUUGAAGGCAAUGGAGAGGGAUGUUUAUGAAUUCUUCUCAAAAGCUGGCAAGGUGAGGGAUGUCCGUCUGAUCAUGGAUAGAAACUCAAGACGAUCUAAAGGAGUUGGGUAUAUUGAAUUUUAUGAUGCAAUGUCAGUGCCAAUGGCAAUUGCUCUCUCUGGCCAACUUCUUCUUGGACAACCUGUAAUGGUCAAGCCUUCUGAGGCUGAAAAGAACCUUGUUCAAUCUAAUACCACAAGUGGAGCUGCUGGUGUAGCAGGACCAUAUGGAGCUGUGGACAGAAAACUGUAUGUGGGGAACCUUCACUUCAACAUGACUGAGAGUCAGUUGAGAGAGAUUUUUGAGCCAUUUGGUCCAGUGGAUCUUGUACAACUGCCUCUUGACCUGGAGACCGGACAGUGCAAGGGAUUUGGGUUUAUUCAAUUUUCCCAUCUUGAGCAUGCCAAGGCUGCUCAGAGUUUAAAUGGAAAAUUGGAAAUUGCUGGCAGGAUUAUCAAGGUUUCAUCUGUAACAGAUCAUGUGGGAAGCCAAGAUACAACUGCAAAAUCAGCUGACUUUGAUGAUGAUGAAGGUGGAUUGGCCUUAAAUGCCCAAUCGAGAGCAUUGCUUAUGCAGAAGCUGGAUCGCUCUGGCAUUGCUGCAAGCAUUGGUGUACCCAUUGUGAAUGGGUCAGCUCCUGCUCAGCAGGCUAUUAGCUUGCCUGUUGGUAAUCCUGGUAUAAUACCAGCACCAGCUCUCCCAAUACAAAUUAUACCGACCCCAGUGACUGAACCUGUUGGAAACCCCAGCGAGUGUUUACUGUUGAAGAAUAUGUUUGAUCCAACCACUGAGACAGAACCAGAUUUUGAUUUAGACAUCAAAGAGGAUGUAGAAGAAGAGUGUUCUAAAUAUGGGCGCGUGAAGCAUAUUUAUGUUGACAAAAGAAGUGCAGGUUUUGUGUAUUUGCAGUUUGAAAUGGUGGAAGCAGCAAGUGCUGCUCAACGUGCAAUGCACAUGAGGUGGUUUGCACGCAGAUUGAUUUCUGCUGUCUACAUGCAACCUCAUAUAUAUGAAGCCAAGUUUAAAGGGGAAGUUUGAAGAAAUGCUUACAGGCGUUGUGGCUCUUGAAGAGGAUGAUCUGCAUAUUUUUCUCAUUAGUUUUCAGAAAUUGAGUUUUAGUUUAUAAAUUUUGACUGAUUACUUGUGUUAUUAGAUGUAUGAUUACAGAAAUUUACUGUGUAGUUGGUGAUAUUCAUAAAUGUAUUUUAACCACAGUGCCGUGUCUUUCAUUUUGUUUAUAUUCUUGUUUACUAGA
Gastrolobium bilobum is the source of this 1953-nucleotide messenger RNA. RefSeq lists its product as uncharacterized. The record is from RefSeq and is a predicted model, not a curated record. Bases 96 to 1736 code for a protein of 546 amino acids. The transcript is spliced from 13 exons. Gene Ontology annotation, molecular function: RNA binding. Gene Ontology annotation, biological process: mRNA processing. Lineage: Eukaryota; Viridiplantae; Streptophyta; Magnoliopsida; Fabales; Fabaceae. Gene Ontology annotation, cellular component: nucleus.